Molecule: messenger RNA, 1704 nt
Organism: Cuscuta epithymum
Lineage: Eukaryota; Viridiplantae; Streptophyta; Magnoliopsida; Solanales; Convolvulaceae
Source: the annotation of a GenBank genome assembly
AUUGGAAUAGGAUCAAACAAUUGAGGUGGGCCUCUCCCACACCACUCAUACAUUGGAGACAAAAGAGACACCCAUCUCUUCCCUCCUUCAUUCACUCGGCCAUACACUCAAGAGGAGAAGGAAAUCCCAGAAAAAUUACCAUCUUCCAUAGCCAAGAACAAGCAAGCUCAAGGAGGUCCAAGGGAAGGAUUUUUGAGAAGGAAAAACUAGGUGGAUCAAGGGACUUGAUUUAAGCAUUUUCGAACCUCGCCGGAGUUUCGCCGGAGUUGGUCAAAGUUCGCCGGAAAAUAGUCAAAGUUCAACCGGGAAGCGUAGAACGCGUGUGAGCUCACUUAAGUUUCAGGUAGGGAGUAGAGCUUGCUACUACCGCUCGUUGCUUCGGGGAAUUCAAGGAGGAAGGCGUGGUCAAAUCAUGGACGUGAGCUCCUUUGCUGCGCUAAAGAAGAAGCUGGCCAAGGAGCCCAAAAAGAAGGAGGCGGGGAAGCAGAAACCCGUUGACGGCUUCUUCCCUAGGGUCGAAGGCCCCCUGCCGCAGGGGGAGCCAACAAAGGAGGUCGCGGCUGCUGCCGCAAAUGCUGAGACCGGCGGUUCCCAAGCUGAGGAGCUGACGAGAAAGAGGGCUGGCAAAGCCCUUGCCCCUCCGGAAAUGAAGAAGCAGAAAAAGGGGGCCGCCGGGAAGAAAGAUGCCCCCAUAAUCAUUGCCGGGGAGCAACCUUCCUUUAAUCCUUCGGCGCACACCCCUCCUCGCUCCCCCCCGGCGCAUAUCAACGAGGAGGUUUGCCAGGCGGAGCUCAUCCAGUUCCCCGUUAAGGCGGGGACCUCCGUUCUUCACGGCACACUCCACCCCGUCGGGUUUCUGAGGGGUGUGAUGGCGUCGAAGGAUAGAUCAGUGUUGGCUCGUUAUGAGGAUGAUAUCCUCGACUACAAAGUCGCCAGCUACAGCACAAUGGCUGCCUUAGCUGCCUCCGAGCAGGCCCGGAGGGUUGAGCAGCUGAGGAUAGCGAAGAUUCAGGCCGAUGAGGCUCUGAAGAAGGCCGAUGUAGAGCAAGCGGCCCUCAGGAAAAAGCUUUCUGAAGCUGAGGAAGCCCUUCGGCUGGAGAAAGAGGGCACUGAGCAAAGGCUGAAAGAUGCCGAAGCAAAGGGGAAGGCCGCCGCCGAGGAGGCUGCCGCCGCCAUCGCCAGGACCGUUGCCGAGGCAUCCGAAAAUGAGAAGGCUGAAGCGAUUGCUGAUGCGAGGAAGGAAGCGGUUGAGGCUUUCCUUGCCGAGGGCUGGACGGCAUCGGCCCACGAGGGGUGGGUGGCCUCCGUGGUGGAGCAGAAGGUUGACUCCUGGGUGAAAGGCCCCGGGGCCAUGUGGCUAGCCCAGAAGGGCAAAGAUUACUAUGAUGGUGGCGAGUUCUUUACCCAAAACCUGAUCUACCGGCGGCUAGCCAGGCAUCUCCACAUAGAGCCGAAGGCAUUCGACCCAGCUGCAUAUGGUCUCCCCCCUCUGCAGCCGGAUGUAAGAGUUCCCCUCCCCGAGGGUGAAGAGAGGCCCGAUCUGGAAGACUCGGAGUUGCUGCAAGGAGGCGAUGAUGAGGAGGCCGAGGAUGACGCCACCUCGAAACCGAAGGAGGAUCCUCAAGGGGCUGCCAUUUAGGAAUUCUGUCCCCUAAAUUUUUGUAAUAGAUUAGAGGACCCAUCGGCCUCGGCCAGUUGUAAACU